Impatiens glandulifera is the source of this 1543-nucleotide messenger RNA. Its product is annotated as cytochrome P450 71A1-like. Gene Ontology annotation, molecular function: oxidoreductase activity, acting on paired donors, with incorporation or reduction of molecular oxygen; heme binding; iron ion binding. The record is from RefSeq and is a predicted model, not a curated record. The coding region runs from base 1 to 1542 and encodes 513 amino acids. Lineage: Eukaryota; Viridiplantae; Streptophyta; Magnoliopsida; Ericales; Balsaminaceae. The transcript is spliced from 2 exons.
AUGGAACUAAAUUCGUUUCUUGCAAUUGUUUUACUCAUCAUAUCACCAUUAUUGUUGUUGUGGUUUUUUAUACAUGACAAGUACCAUACUAGCCAAAAUCAAUCCCCGCCAGGACCACCAAGGUUUCCAAUAAUUGGUAACCUGCACCAACUUAACUUUUCAAAUCUCCAUGGCCAUCUCUACCAACUUUCCCACAAAUAUGGUCCCAUCAUGUCUCUUCGACUAGGCUCCUUAACAGCCAUAGUCAUUUCUUCCGCCGACAUAGCAAAAGAAGCUCUCAGCACCCACGACCGUGAACUGGCAGGCCGGCCUAGAUUUUACGGCCAAAUGAAAGUAUCCUAUGAUGGAUUAGACACGACGUUCGCUCAAUAUGGAGAAUACUGGAGGGAAAUCAGGAAGAUCAACGUCCUCCAUAUGUUGAGCCUCAAGCGAGUUCAUUUCUUUCGUCCGGUUCGAUACGACGAAGUCUCUCGCACCAUCAACAUCAUCUCCCAGCUCGCGUCUCAAUCCAAGCCGAUCAAUCUGAGUGAGGUAACCAUAUAUCUUGUCAACUCCAUCAUUUGCAGGAUUGCUUUUGGAAAGAGGUUCGACGAUGACUAUAGAGGGGAUAAGACCAAGAGUAAGUUCCAAGAUCUCUUGCAUGAAAUUCAGGAAGUGCAAGGAUCAUUAUAUAUGUGCGAUUAUUUUCCAUACUUGGGUUGGGUUGAUAAGCUUGUGGGAAGAACGAAAUGGGUGGACAGGGUUUGUACAGAUCUAGAUUUGUUUCUGCAAGAAAUCAUUGAUGAUCAUCUUGUGGGAAAAAAGAAAGGAGUUCAUGAUUAUGAACAUCAAGAGUGCAUCAUAGAUGUCUUGUUCCAACUUCAGGAGGACCGCUCACUUCAAGUGCACCUCACAAUGGAUCAUAUUAAAUGUCAGCUACUGGAUAUUUUUGUGGCUGGAACAGACCCAAGUUCAGUUACUUUGGUAUGGGCAAUGAUUGAAUUGAUAAAGAACCCUAAAUCCAUGAAUAAAGUUCAAGAAGAAGUAAGAUCAAUCAAGCAUGAGAAUCAAGGAUAUUGUUACAUCCUUGAAGAUGAUCUUGAUAAACUAAUUUAUCUAAAAGCUGUAGUGAAAGAGACAUUAAGAUUGCAUCCCCCAGCACCGCUUGGAGUCCCUCAUCUGGCAACUCAAACGUGCAAUAUAAAGGGAUACAAGAUUCUGAAAGGAAAUAUUGUCUACAUGAACUUGUUGGCGAUUGGAAGAGAUCCUGAAUACUGGGAAAACCCUGAAGAGUUUUGGCCAGAGAGAUUUCUUGAGAGUGCAAAGAACAUUGAUUUUAGAGGUCAAGACUUCGGAUUUAUCCCUUUUGGUGCGGGAAGGAGAGGAUGCCCUGGAUUGAACCUAGGAGUUAUAAUUGUGGAGCUUGCACUGGCUAAUCUACUUUACCAAUUUAAAUGGGAGCUUCCUCAUGGGAUGAAAAAUGAAGAUAUUGAUUCAGAACUUAGACCAGGUAUUACUAUGCAUAAGAAAAAUGACCUAAUUCUUAUGGCUAAGCCUUAUUAAU